GCUAGAAGACGACAUGGCGAUAGCAACUGAGAUUUUCGAGCGAAAAUGAGUGAGAACACGUAGCAAGUCGCAGGUGACUCGGGAUGGCGUCCUUAUUGAAAAAUCAAAUUUUGAAACAUCUGUCUAAAUUCUGUAAGAACCUGUCAACAGACAAGAUCAGCCUGAGCACGCUGAAGGGUGAAGGUGAGCUGUGUAACUUGGAGCUGGAUGAGGACAUCAUCACCGAGCUGCUGGACCUCCCCACAUGGCUCAAGAUCUCGCGGGCAUCGUGCAACAGGGUGUCCAUCAAGAUACAAUGGACAAAGUUAAAAUCACAGCCCAUAUAUUUGAUGCUGGAUAAGGUUCAGUUAGAGGCAGAGACAUGUGAGACGCCACGCCCACCUAAUAACCCCGCCCACAUGGCUAGCUACAGGUCUGGCGGGAAGUACGGGUUUGUGGACCGGGUGAUAGACGGGAUAUUUGUCCACGUGGAGUCGGUGGAGGUGAAGCUGAUGUCCCGUGCCUUCCACGCCUCGCUACAGCUCCUGAGACUUCGGGUUCAAAGCACCACUCCCAACUGGCAGCCGUCAUCAGACCUGCGCCAGACACGUAUCCGGGAUGCUGAGGGUGGGGAGAUUCUGCUCUUCAAGGAAAUCGAGUGGCAGAACAUGAAGGUCGAGGCCAACGCAAAGGAGGCUGAAACACCACAGGACGUUGCCUCCACACCGCUACGUCUCCUUGCCAACCAGGCGAAGAUCAGGAUCACCAUGAAGAAGAAACUAAGUGAUUGUAGCAUCAUAUCAACGCGGGUGAUGCUGCUGCUGGAUGACAUCCUGUGGGUGUUGACGGCGACGCAGCUGAAGGCCGCCAUCUUGUAUUCCAAUUCCCUGAAAGAGGUCAUCGAGAGAUCAGCUCAACAGAGCAAGAAAUUGGCUGCUGAAAAGUUACAGAAACAGGGACACAGCCGAACUCAGUCUGAGCAGUUUCGACAACAGCAACAGCAGCAGCAGCCCACACUCCAAACCAGGGGAUCAGCUUUUGCCAAAUACGAUGUUGCUUCGACAUCGUACCAUUUGAUCACAAGCCGUAUAGACCUGCAUCUCUGUGAUGAUAGACCAGUAGAUACAGGAUCGGACAGCGAGAAGACGUGGAAGACUGAGGGUGGUUCAAUGCAGGUCACGAUGUACAAACUGUCGGUAGACGUCUACCCCUUCCAUCCAGCAGUGAAUCCCAAUGAUGACGAAUGUGGUGAAAGAAAGCACUGGCAUCGCUACAUGGACAACAUUGGUUCUCGGAACCCGUGGGUACAGCAGCUGUUUAGUUCCUUCCGGGAUGAGGUGAUGCAGGCUCGGAAAGCCUUCAACAUUCAGUCCCCUACCCAUUCCCAGAAACCCUCCCCCCAGCACCCCUUCCCUUCCCCUCAACAUGUAUCCUCGUCUCCGCACCCCCCCCCUCUCCUCCCCAGCCAAACCCAUGCCCAGCCCUACAGCCCCUGGGUCAAGGUCACCCCAGGUUGCGGGGUCAAGGUCACCUCAAGUGUCCCCCAGCCAUCGUCCAAAGAAGAGUACCCGUCGUUGGAGAGUUGUGUUGUUGUCAAGCUGGAGGAUUUCACCAUCUACAUGGUUUCAACACCUGACAACAAGAGAACCGGACAUCCGAAAUUCUUUGCAUCAGACAAGAAGCUUCUCCAUCUGCCGGCGGACAUGUCUGUUCUUCAUCUGGAGUACACGGACUACUUCUUCCCUGAAGGGCUGGAGUCUCCAGUUCCACAUGCCAACUUGUAUGUUUUGCUGAACCCAGUGCGGCUCACAGUGGACUUUCUAACACUGCUGUGGACAAACUACUUCAUGCUCAGCCUCUCACAGAAUCUGGAACUGGACAAUAAGACGUCUGCCCGAAAAGAACAUGUAGAUAUCAAGGUGGAGGCUGUCAUGCCCAGGGUCAUCAUCCCGAAUGAGUUCCGAGGUGAAGGUCAGUCAGAGCGCCCCGAGUACCUCCAACUCCAGAUGUCAAAGAUAUGUGCCACUAAUACCCGUGUUGAGUUGAAGGCAGAGAGAUCUGACCUGGCUAAGAUUCUGGACGUAUAUGAGAAGGAGCAGCUCCUUCGGUCUGAAGGGUUCCCUCGGGACGAUUCCACAACUGCCAUCCCACCUCAUUUCCGUGCCCACGCUGAUAGCAGAGACAAUCAAUACUUUGAUAAGGGUGUGAAACAGAAGCUGUCGGAAUUCACAAGCCACGAGUUCCUCGCUGGAUCUGUUCCAGGCCAUGAGUUGUCUACCAACACUCUGAAACGGGACGCAGGAUGUGAUAUGUGGUGUGUCCUCAUUGAUCAGGUGUGGCUGGAGUUCCUCUUGUCCCUCAGUUCCAAAAGUCGGCCACAACCUUUUGUUGAAGCAUUCCCUCUGGCUCUGUGGAUAUGUCAACCACACAGUCUUGAGAAAUCCAACUGUGCCAAAGACUCCUUUAAAGAUUUCAAAUCCAGCAAUCCUGGUCACAAAGGUGUGAAUGAGGUAAAGUCUGAUGAAGGAGAUCGAGAUAAACGUCCUCAGAGGCUUCUUCUGAAACAAUACUACAGCUGUGAUUCUGAUGAUGAAGGUCAUGCUAAAGGUGAUGAAGGGGAGACAGCCAAGGAUGGAUCUAUCUGUGAUAAUGACAAAGAGAAACCAGCAGUGAAUGCCAAUAACUUAAAAGAAGAUGUGCAAUAUUCGGACUGCCAUGUUGUGGCAUCUGUCGGAGGCAAGCUACGAAUUCAGCUGAAUCACCUUCAGUAUGUUCUCCUGAUGCGACUCAAUGAGUCUUUUUCCAAAUUCCAAACCCAGAUAAAUUCUGACCUGUCGAGCCUGGGAUCCAAGGACUCUAUGAGCAUGUGUGUCCCCCUUGUGUUGCCCCAGAUUGAGUUUGCUGCAGUAUGUCCUUGUCUGAUCAACCAGCGGUGUUUCCCGGACGACUUCUCCAGCCCCGUCUCCCCCUUGGACAAGCUGUCUCAUCUCACCAUGCCGGCCAGUAAAGAGUUUGCUAAUGCAGACUACCCUCGCAUUGAAUUUACAGAGUCUGACAUGAACCUGCCGAGUGACGUCCCGAGCAGUCCCAACAUGAUGAUCACCAAGUCCAUGAGUGACUCCACCAUCCAGUCCCACUCCAACGGGAUGCUCAGCCACUCUGAAAGUACCUCUGACUUCGAGAGGAAGUCUUCCUCCGGCAACCCCAACCCCCACCUCUGCAGCGGACAGCCAUCUCCGCCCUCACUAUCUCCGGCACCACCAACGACGACGAGGACUCCACUGUCUCCUCUCGCUCCUACGGCAUGGAUUCUGGCAUCAGCAUGGACAGCCGCCGCAGCACUGGAGUGGUACACGAAGGCACAGCCACAGAUGAAGAAGGCACUUUCUUCAGUUUCAUCUGCUUUUUCGAGUUUCACGGACAAACUGAAGCUGAAGACGGAUGACGACAUGUUGUCAGUGUCAGAUGACCUUGAAACAAUGUCAAUAAAAACGGACAUGUCGUCUGAUGACGAGUUUGAGCAUCUGACAUUUGAGGAUUCAGAGGUGCCGGCAUUUUGUCACGAUCCGCCUUCAGAUACGGCGUCCACUACUGACACCUACAGCGACAUGGCUGAUGACACCUCCAGUGUCUACGCAGAAAGCUCAUCAACGCGGGGAAAGGAGAUUAUAUCGAUAGUGCUGUUUAAACUGGACACGACAGAGGUGUUGAUGACCAGCAGUGACAAGGGGAUGACCGUGGCAGCACAGGUGUCCAAACUCCUCACCUGCCAACCAGGCAACAUCAGCGCAGAGGACUUCCACGCCAAGUUCUCCAGUCAGAAAGGAUUCUUUCAAGACAACACCCUGUCACCAAGUCACCCAAAGACGUUUCCGUACACCGUGCAGUAUCGCGCUGACACAACAACAACUCCAAACUCUGCUCUCCUCACUGUGAGGAGCCAUGACUCCAGCCUCAGUUUCAAAAUGUCCAGUCUGAUGUCACUGUCAGAGUUCGUCGAGGAGGAGAAGCUGUCGGAGCCGAUACCGAUGGUGGUGGACGUCCACAACCUCCUCCUCAUCCUGGAGGAGGACCGGCCAUCCAGCAACCCUGUGUCACCCGGAGCCAUGCCCAUCGACCUGCAGAUACACAAGCUGACCAUCAGGAGGGGAUCAGAUGGCGUCUUCCACUUAUCAGGAGGGUCAAUAGAGUCAGCUCCCCUUGGAAUGCAGUCACUUCAGCCCAUAGCAGCACUGAAGGGAGGCAACUCUCCAUCUCACACAUCAGAUACAUCACCAGGGAAAGAAUCGGAGGAAAUGUCCACACCUGUGUUACAUCUGGAACAGUUCCGGCAGGUGCAGAUGGACAACAUGGAACUCCGUCGUCAGAUCCAGGAGUACCAAGCGCAGCAGAAGACAACAGAAAAACAUCUCACCCAGUUGAGAGCAGGGAUGGAGUUCAUGGAAAAACUCACCAGUGAAAAUGAAACUUUAAAACAGAAAUUAUCCGAAUAUGAUCUCAGCAAGGAAGAUGAGUCAACGAAUAGAUAUGAGAUGGAGAACUUGCAGUUACAGCAGAAGGUGGCACAGUUGGAAGAGGAGAUUGUCAACAUGACCACCGAGCGGGACUCGCUGUUCGCCACUCUCAAACUGCUACAGGAUGAUCUCAUGGCCUCCGAAAAACGACAUCGAAGCCACACAACAGCAUCAUAGUUUUGUGUAUCUUGUGUGAAAGACGAGUAGAUGACGAUUGAAUUUGUGACAGUCUGUGUCAAACUUGGAUUACUCCGUGUUUGAUUAUGUUCAUGUUGAUCUUACACGUGAAGUUGUAAGAUAGGACAUGGCAAUAUUGUGUGAUGUUUACCAUGAGGCUUUUCAUAUGAUACAGGACCAUCUGGAGAAAGGAGUGCAGUGGAAUCUUGAAGAAUUAACGUGGCAGUCACAUUGGAUUUUUUAUUAAGACCUUCGGCCAGGAAUGUGUCUAACAUUGCAAACUAAGUGGAAUUUUCAAACAAAAUUGGAUAAAUCAUUCAAAAUUGUAGUUUCUAAAUUCUUUAUUUGUCUUAAGUUAUGAGGAAUUGCAAAAUCAUAGAUUUAAAUUAGCACAGUCAUUUGCUGCAGACUUGAGACCAAAUAUCAGUCUCUGAGCAGUUCUGGAUUAGCCCCGAUCUUCUAAUAUUUACACUAGUGUAUCAUUUUGGUACUUAUGUAUCAUGAUACAUACUAUACUGUACAAGUGUCAUGUAUGUACAUCAUGAUGGCUUUGUAUUACAAGAAAUACAAUCCUGUAUCAUAUCAUUAGCUGCGUAUCAUGAUACAUAAAAUAUUGUAUCAUAUCGGUAGCUACAUAUCACAAUACAUAACAUGUAUUGUUAAAUCAGGCGAGUGUCCAAGUGAAAGUUUUAUCCAGAAUCUGUUCAUCGGAGUUGAAAUUUUAAUCGCUGAUAUCUAAACUCAGACGUGACCUCCAAACAGUUCAGAAUAUAAAGAAGUCAUUACUUCAGGACAAUUAUUAGUUUUCAAGAUUAUCAAUCAGAUUUCCUUCGAAAGAUAUCAUUUCAUCCUUUUACCUGUUCCUCAAAUAGGUGAGUGAGAGAUUGUUGAUAACAUCACUCAGCUAUCUGCUGCUGUCUGACGUCUGUCAUGUCAGUUGGUGAAGGUGAAGAAAAGUGGAACAGGUUAACAAAAUAACCAAAUCUUUUGUGAUAUAUUUUGUUCUCGAUAUGAAAUGAAUGGGUUUUGAUUUUCAUGAAACAGGAAAACAAAGGUUUUUGUAAUGUUGCCACAUGUUCAUUCAUUACUGAUAGAGCAACAACAGUGUGUAACUAAUAUAAGGCCAUUCUACUGAUAAUUGCAGCCUGGUAACUGAAGUGCUCCGCUUGACUUAACUUUGCUUUCUCUAAUGAAUUUGAGUGGAGAGUGCAGAAUAAAUUUGUUUUCCAUUUAUGAAAGGAGCUGAUAGAAUCUUGUCAUUUUCAGUCUGAAAGCCAAAGUAUUGUUGACUUGCUAGGAAGUUAUAUUUUUCUGUGUUUGUGGGGGAUGGAUACAGUCUGAAGGCAGCAGCUGGUGUUCUAUGAUGACAGGGGGAAGGAUAUGAUGACUUAUGAAUAUCAGAUAUGAAUAUCAGAAUAUGGAGUGACAAGAUUUGCACAGUGUGGUACAUCAUCGAGGUGUAGCUAAACGGAUUGAUAAUCUGAAAUAUUAUAUAGAUUAAUGAUAUACAUAUUGUAUCAUCCAUAAUAUCAUACAUAAACUAUUGUGAUGAAAUAUAGUUUUAAUUUACUUAGACAAUUCACAAAGUUAGGUCUCUAUUCACGGGCUGCUUCCAAAUCAGGUUCAAGAUGGUGUUUUGUUACUAAUCCAAACAUAAGUAUGUGAUCAUCAUCAGUGAUGUGAAAUAUAAUUUCUUUCAAAUAUUAUUGUCAUUUUUGCUUAGAGUUACUACUCUUGAUAUUAAUUGAUAACUGAUCAAUAUUCAGUCAACGAUUAUCAGUCUCUAUGAUCUAUAUUGAUAACUGAUCAAUAUUCAGUCAACACUUAUCAAUCUCUAUGAUCUCUAUUGAUGACUGAUCAAUAUUCAGUUGAAAAUGAUCAAUCUAUAUCAUCUAUAUAGAUAGCUGAUCAAUAUUCAUUGACAAUGAUCAAUCUAUAUCAUCUAUAUUGAUAAGCAGUCCUAACAUUACAUCAAAGACACUGAUUCAUCUGCCGUCGCUGAACAAUUUGUGAAGAUCAACUGGCAUAUUUCUAUCAUUUUACAACAAACAGCUUUUCCCAUUCAUUGUUAGAUAGCUUUACGGAACAGUUGCCUGUGCAGAUAUACAAUAUCAGCAUUGAGACAAUAAGUUAUCUUCUCAGAAAGAGGAUCAACUAAUAAUUACGUGUACCUUUACAAUUUGUUUCAUGCCGUCUUGAGUCAGGCCUAAUUGGCAUUUCCUGUACAAUCAAUAUAGGUGCUGUGUAUGGGAGGCCUGACUUGUUGGACUAUGUUGGUUUUCUUCAUAGGGAUUGUCAACAUGAUGCUUAGUUAAAUCAGAUAUUUCCUUGUUAUUUCAUACAUUGAAAACUAUUUUAAUCUGAAUGGCCAGUCAAGAAAAUAUUUUCAAACCCAUUUACAGUUUUUAAUCCAGUGGAUUAAAUUAGAAUAGAUAUGGUCAGGUGGCAAAAUGUUUUUCUUCUUAGGGUGAAGUAUAGAAGUAUAUGUUUCAGUUUUUUGUUCAUACUAUUUAGCCCUGUAGUAAAUAUUUUCUAUUUAUGAUGAAUUAAGUUUCUUAAUGUCUGACUGAAUACUGGUGAUUUCAUUUCUCAAUUUUCUGUGGGAGGAUGUCCUGCCUGUGAUGUCAUCAUUCACUGUGAUGUCAUCAUUCACUGUGAUGUUAUCAUUCACUGUGAUGUCAUCAUUCAUUGUGAUGUCAUCAUUCAUUGUGAUGUCAUCAUUCAUUGUGAUGUCAUCAUUCAUUGUGAUGUCAUCAUUCAUUGUGAUGUCAUCAUUCAUUGUCUGAUGACAUCGUUCUUUCAACAGUGAUGUCAGUGUUUUGUUAAUGUUAUCUUUGUUAUGUGUACCAGUUAGUGAAUAGUAAUGAAUGUUUGACCUUGUGAUUGAUACACCAGUAGACACACCACACAGACCGCGAGACAUAUGGACGUUACACUUCACAGCUAUGCAAGUCUCUGUAGAAUACAUAGGCAGUCAGGUAGUGGGACAUUUUCUGGUAUAAUGGAAAUCCUUUAGAACUGCAGAAUUGAGAAUGCUGAUGUUGUAUUUCAAGAAUUUGUUUAGAAAAUUGAGCAACUUUCGUCAGAGCAUGUAGCCCUUCCGUUAUUAAUGGUGACUUGUUUGUUUUUUCUUGGUUCAGUGGUAGCAGCUCUGUAGUUCCAGCCCUACAUGUACUGGAAUCAUGUGAUUGGUUUUAAUCCCUGAGUCACCUGUAUGGUUCCUGGUUUCUCAGCACCAAACUUUGCUCCUGGAUUUUGAAAAAAAUGUGAUAUGUCCAAAACUUGCUUCUCUCCUUUCACACAAGCUUACAUUUUAUAUUACUGGGAUACCAUUUACAGGUGAUCUUAUCAGUUACCCUCCUUUCAUAAAAAAUAACUAUAAUAACAGUUAUAUUCUGCUUGAGAAGCACAGAACUCCAUAUACAAUCUAUGGUCAAAAGUCUGCAUUUUAUACUGAGGGAAACAAAUAAGGGAACACCACUUCAUCACAGCAUUCCUCUAUAUAAUCUCAGAUUCUCACCCACAGUUCCAUAGAAAGCUUGCGAAGAAACCUGGAAAAGAAUAAAGGAACACUUGUGCUUUCAUGUGUUCCCUUAUUUGUUUCCCUCAGUAUAUUUCCCUGGCCAAAGGAUCAGUGUGCACUCAGUUUGCAGUUCUUCACUCCCUUUAACCAAACCUAAUGUGAGGAACUGGAAUUGUUGUCAGUCACGUUACCUUUUCAUCCUUCCAGGUACCCAUUUACUGCAAGGUGACCAGAAGCAUGUUUCAAACAACAUCACUUGCCCAACACAAAUGAUAGUGUGUGUUUAGUUUUACGCAACUUGACUUUUAGCAAUAUUGCAACAAUAUCACGGCGGGGGACACCAGAAAUGGGCUUCAUACAUUGUACCCAUGUGGGGAAUUGAACCAGGGUCUUCAGCGUGAUAGGCGAACGCUUUACUCGGCUACCACAACGCCCCCACAAACGAGCAAGUAGAAUGCGAUUUAAUGUUUCUGAUACAUGUCUGUAAAAGAUUGCUCAAUUUCUUCAACAAAUUUUGAUUUUUUUUCCAAUUGUGCAGAGCUAGUGUUUCUUCCCUAUGUAGUUGUGUUUGUGUUGCCUCCCUUUGUUUACAACUGUCAGUAUUGCCUGGCUGGUCAGAUCUUCAUGCUCAUUCAUAUCCCAGUGCCACGCCUCUUUUUUGUUGAAGUUUAAAUUAUGAUUUAUAUAUUUACUUUUUAUAAAGUGUUUACUUAUUGUCUAUGACUAUAAUGCAGGUGACAUAAUGAUAUCUACGGUACUUCAUAAGAUGGCAGUGAAGGUUAAGUGCCAUACGUGAUAUAGCAAUGUAAUCAUGUGUUCCAUCUUAUUAGCGUCUUUGUUAUUGUUAGGCGAGGUAGUUCAGGUAGAGUAAGUGAAGUGUGUUAUUGUGUAUGAAAUACUUGUAUACCAUAUUUGUAGAAAUAAAUAUCACGAUACAUCAUUGUGUGCGUAUAGAAGA
This is a messenger RNA of Haliotis rubra (blacklip abalone), 9151 nucleotides long. RefSeq names its product UHRF1-binding protein 1-like. The record is from RefSeq and is a predicted model, not a curated record. Lineage: Eukaryota; Metazoa; Mollusca; Gastropoda; Lepetellida; Haliotidae.